Messenger RNA from Heterocephalus glaber (naked mole-rat), 6743 nucleotides. RefSeq names its product multiple C2 and transmembrane domain containing 1 (gene Mctp1). Gene Ontology annotation, biological process: regulation of neurotransmitter secretion. Gene Ontology annotation, molecular function: calcium ion binding. Gene Ontology annotation, cellular component: synaptic vesicle membrane. The record is from RefSeq and is a predicted model, not a curated record. NCBI's taxonomy places the organism in Eukaryota, Metazoa, Chordata, Mammalia, Rodentia, Bathyergidae.
GGCAGGGGGUGGAGGAUGGAGCCCCGGGCGCCCGCGGCGGGCGAGUCCGAGCCUGCUGCCGCGUCCUCCUCCUUCCACGCCCGGCUCUGGAGGAACCUGCAGCUCGGGGUGGGCAAGGGCAAAGGCGGCGCGGGUGGGCGCGCGGGGGGCCCGGAGCGCCGCACUGCGCACACCCCGUCGCCGUCCCCGCCGCCCCCGAGGGCCACGCGGGAGGCGCUGCCCGACGUGGGAAGCCCGGGCAGCAAGUGGAGCGGCUUCAGGAAGCGGAAGCAAGUGCUGGAUAGGGUCUUCUCGUCUUCUCAGCCCAACCUGUGCUGCUCCUCGCCGGAGCCUCUGGAGCCCGGCGGCGCGGGCCGAGCCGAGCAGGGGUCCGCGCUCCGCCGCCGGAUCCGGGAGCACCUGCUGCCCACAGCCCGGGGACCCGCUGCAGGGACGCCUCCUGGCGGGCGCUCCCCGGACUCAGCUCCGUCUUCGUCCUCCGCCUCGUCCUCCCUGUCCUCGUCUCCCCAGCCGGCCCCGAGGAAGGACCGCGCCGGAGAUGAGGGUGCGUGGCGUCGGGGCCCCGGGGCGCACUUGUGCCACCAGAAGAGCUCGUCUCUGCCGGGCACCGCGUGCCUGGAGCAGCUCCUGGAGUCGCCGCCGCCCCCGGCAGAGCCGGUCCGGAGCCCCGCGGAGCCCCAGGCCCCCGAGACCUGCGAGGAGCGUGGGAGCAGCCAGAAAAUCCAUACUGUUGGAACCAGUAAUGCAGAUGUCCCUUUGGCCAAUCCCGGAAUGUACCAGUUGGACAUUACAUUAAAAAGGGGUCAAAGUUUAGCUGCCCGAGACCGAGGAGGAACAAGUGAUCCAUACGUGAAGUUUAAAAUUGGAAGAAAAGAAGUUUUUAGAAGUAAAAUAAUACACAAGAACCUCAACCCUGUGUGGGAGGAAAAAGCUUGCAUUCUCAUUGAACAUCUUAGGGAACCAUUAUACAUAAAGGUAUUUGACUAUGAUUUUGGACUACAGGAUGAUUUUAUGGGGUCAGCCUUUCUGGAUCUCACACAGUUGGAGUUAAACAGGCCAACAGAUGUGACCCUAACCCUGAAAGAUCCCCACUACCCUGACCAUGACCUUGGGAUCAUUUUGCUCUUGGUCGUCCUUACGCCUAAAGAAGGAGAACCCAGGGAUGUGAAAAUGCUAAUGAGGAAGAGUUGGAAAAGAUCAAGUAAGGAACUCUCAGAAAAUGAAGUGGUUGGAUCUUAUUUCUCUGUGAAGUCUUUCUUUUGGAGGACGUGCGUCAGGCCUGUUCUCCCUGUCCUGGGCUUCUGCAGAGCAGAGCUUCAGAGUCCUUUUUGCCAAAAUUCACAAUUUCAGAGCCAAAGUUUGCGUCUGUCAGACCAGCACAGAAAAUCACAUCUGUGGAGAGGAAUAGUCAGCAUCACCUUGAUUGAAGGGCGAGAUCUCAAAGCAAUGGAUUCCAAUGGGUUGAGCGACCCCUAUGUGAAGUUUCGGCUCGGGCAUCAGAAGUACAAGAGCAAGAUUAUGCCAAAAACUCUGAACCCUCAGUGGAGAGAACAAUUUGAUUUUCAUCUCUAUGAAGAAAGAGGAGGAAUCAUUGAUAUUACUGCAUGGGACAAAGAUGCGGGGAAAAGGGAUGAUUUUAUUGGCAGGUGCCAGGUCGACCUGUCAGCCCUCAGUAGGGAACAGACGCACAAGUUGGAGCUGCAGCUGGAAGAGGGUGAGGGACACCUGGUACUGCUCGUCACACUGACAGCCUCAGCCACGGUCAGCAUCUCUGACCUUUCUGCUAACUCCCUGGAGGACCAGAAGGAGCGGGAGGAGAUCCUGAAGAGAUACAGCCCACUUCGGAUAUUUCACAACCUAAAAGAUGUGGGGUUUCUCCAGGUGAAAGUCAUCAGAGCAGAAGGCUUGAUGGCUGCUGACGUCACAGGUAAAAGUGACCCAUUUUGUGUAGUAGAACUGAACAACGAUAGGCUGCUAACACACACUGUCUACAAAAAUCUCAAUCCUGAGUGGAACAAAGUCUUCACAUUCAACAUUAAAGAUAUCCAUUCAGUUCUUGAAGUGACAGUUUACGAUGAAGAUCGGGAUCGGAGUGCUGACUUUCUGGGCAAAGUUGCUAUACCAUUGCUCUCUAUUCAAAAUGGUGAACAGAAAGCCUACGUCUUGAAAAACAAGCAGCUGACAGGGCCAACAAAGGGGGUCAUCUAUCUUGAAAUAGAUGUGAUUUUUAAUGCUGUGAAAGCCAGCUUACGAACGUUAAUACCCAAAGAACAGAAGUACAUUGAAGAGGAAAACAGACUCUCUAAACAGCUGCUACUAAGAAAUUUUAUCAGAAUGAAACAUUGUGUCAUGGUGCUUGUAAAUGCUGCAUACUACGUUAAUAGUUGCUUUGACUGGGACUCACCCCCAAGGAGCCUUGCUGCUUUUGUGCUCUUUCUCUUUGUAGUGUGGAACUUUGAGCUCUACAUGAUACCCCUGGUUUUGUUGUUGCUAUUGACAUGGAACUACUUCUUGAUAAUAUCAGGGAAAGAUAACAGGCAACGUGAUACAGUAGUGGAGGACAUGCUAGAGGACGAGGAAGAAGAAGAUGACAAAGAUGACAAGGACAGUGAAAAAAAGGGAUUUAUCAAUAAAAUCUAUGCCAUCCAGGAGGUAUGUGUCAGUGUCCAGAACAUCCUAGAUGAAGUGGCUUCCUUUGGCGAAAGGAUAAAGAAUACUUUCAACUGGACUGUGCCCUUCCUGAGCUGGCUGGCCAUUGUGGCUCUGUGUGUGUUCACACUCAUCCUAUACUUCAUUCCACUGAGAUACAUUGUCCUUGUCUGGGGCAUCAAUAAAUUUACAAAAAAGCUUCGGAGCCCAUAUGCAAUUGAUAACAAUGAACUACUUGACUUCCUUUCCAGAGUCCCUUCAGAUGUACAAGUGGUGCAAUACCAAGAACUGAAACCGGAUCCUUCUCACAGCCCAUAUAAAAGGAAGAAAAACAAUCUUGGCUAGCCAGCUCCCAGCACUGAGGAGACCAGCAUCUGUUUGGGAAGAUAAAAGGAAAAGCCUUCCGCUUCGGCAGCAUUUCCUUUCUUUCUGCUUUUUAUUUAUUUUGCCUUUUUAUCAUGAUCAGGAGAAUUUGUAAAUAGUGUACAAAGGCAUAUGUCUUUGAAAAUAUACUUCUGUUGUACAGACUCAACUUGAGAAAGGUUUAGCUACUACCAUGUGAAAGCCUUGUUAGCUGGGGAUAAUAAUAUAAUGCUGAAAGAACAAACGUUAAGGGUGAUAACACUGAAGGAUAUACACUUCUCUAAUUACAAGUGGAAGAACCAGAAUAUUAGAUUAAAUGCUCAAAUGUGCUCUGAUUAAAUCUACAUAAAAUGUAAAUGUCCAUUUGAUUUUAAAGUUUUUUUCAAAUGUGACCAUUUUUUAUCUGAAAAGUAAUCCAUUGCAGUUUUCUAUGUUUUGUACAUUUCAAAAGGGGAAAAAUCCCAAAGCCUGAAUAAUGGAAAGGAUGCAUUUCAAUUUAACAUAGACCAGAACCUCAGUCUUAUGCAGAUUAAUUAGGUAUGAGCAGGCUGACUUUAAGCAAAUGAGUACAGGUACAUUCAUCCCUUCAAGAGAACCUGAGAUCCUGUAGAGAAAGCUUACAAACCUUCUAUCAUUCCAUCCCAAACCUUAAAAUCUCUCCAGGACUCCAUGUUGUAAAUACUGCCAGGUUUAUAAAUGAUUGCCUAUCUGAAUUUUUAUAUCUACCACUACUUUAAUUUAUACUGAAUUAUCAAAUUAGCAACCCAAUUGUUAUCAAAAAUACUAGUAAAAAACCCCCACAUUGCUUUUGAUGUCAAAUUAUACCUCUGUGCAUCUAAAAAUAUUUCAUACUCAAGUGUUCUCACAGAAAAGAAAAAAACACUAGCUUUCUCAUUAGGUUACUGAAGUGCUUUAAUGCAUACCAUGAUUUCUGUUGUUAGUGUGAAUUUUAUGUAGAGGAGAAUGCGGUGUGCUAAUAUACCAGUGUUUCAUUACAUUCAUUUAUAAAAAAAUUCUUGAUAAUAUGAAUGCAUGAAAACCUGUUUUGUAAAAUAAACUGUGUAUGGGGGGUGCCUUUAAAAAUGUGUCACUGCUUACCAUAGAAUCUGUACUUAAAAACUGCAUUCACCAGACUUUUACAGCAGCUUUUCUACCUAAGUCCCUGGCACGUCAAGGGAAAAUAUCUCUGAUUUAGUGAGUGAGAAUGUCUUAAUUCUCUGACUCGGUAGGGGAUUAAACAUGGAGGAAACUGCUGCAGACAAUGUUUUUGCACUACUUUAUUAAUAAUAGACUGAGAUGGAGUAAGGGCGGGGGUAAUGCAGGAAAACACAGAGAAGUCAGAAGCAAGAAACAUAUUUCACUCUAAAGAAAGAUUCUUUAAAUUUAAUCUCAUCAAAGCUGAUUUUUAAAGUAUUUUUAUUUUGGAUAUAUGUUGUUAAAUACUAUUUCUUAUAAUAGAACUAUUUUGAUCUGUUUAUAUACUAUGCUUGAAAGAAUGUCAAUUAAAUUCCCUUUCUACAGAAAGGCUUUGACCUUAGUGCAUCAUGUUUAAGACAACAUCUGCAUACCAUCACUGUUUGUUGCUAAAACAUAUUACUUUAUGAAGUUGAUGUUACUAGAACUUACUGAUGAGAUAAUUUGUUUCAAAUAACUUUUGAUUAUGCCUUGUGUGAGAUUUAUGUUCUGUGCUUGACACUGUCUACAGACGUCCAUGAGCCUGAUAUUCUACAACCUCAGAUGUAUCUAGUAGCGGGUAACCAUUAACAGAUGACUACUUUCUGUUUGCUUCAUUGUACCGUUUCAGAUGUUUCGUUCAAUGGUAAUGUUGACUACACAUUCACUACAUUAAAUACAGAAGAAAAUAACCCUUUCUACGUACAAUCAGUACUCCUUUCCUCCUUCCUUUCAGUUGCUAUGGCUGAGAGACAAGCAAUGGGAGAUUGUGUCCAUAUUUUUAUAAAGGACAUUUCAAAUUACGUGUUUGAACAAACAGGGCUUUUCAUGAAAUGGUGACUGUCGUAUAGAACUCGAUUCCUUUGGAGGGGUGGGAUCCAGUGAAGCUGAGAGACUAGUAAGAUGUAGCUUGAGGCAUGAAAAUGAUAUGCAGGCUAGUCAUCAUUGCUUUUAGAAAAUACUGUAUUCACAGGCUGAAACAGACUAUCUCUAGUAGACUUCUUAACUAUUUCUUUCCCUUUCUCACAUAGGUGUACUUUUGUCUUAAGUAAGAGUGGCCUAAUUUGUCUUGGUUUUAAGAUUUUUGAAGCUAUCUGAAGAUAUCUUAAAAGAUAGGAUGCCAACCUAAAAUCUACUUGGCUUGCUAAAUAUAGUAGUUAUUGUGAACUACUAAAUGUUUUCCUAUCUUUUAGUGAGUAAAUUCAUUGACAGUCAUUACCUGUAUUUACAAAUUAUCCCUUUGAAUUGUGAUAAUUAUUUUUUAAAUUUUUGGUGGUCCUGAGGAUUGAAUCUCAUGCAUGCUGAGCAAGCAUUGUACCACGGAGAUACAUGCCCGGCCCUUUUAACUUAUUUUUUUUUUUCAGUUUGAGAUAGGAUUUUAAGUUGCCCACACUAGCCUCAAAUUUUCCAUCCUCAAGCCUCAGCCGCCCAAAUAUCUGGGAUUACAGGCAGCCAGCUAAUUGUGACAAUCCAUAAGAAAUACAUUAGCUGUCUGUAUUUUAACUUUUCCCCCAUCUUAAAAAAUAUAGUACUACUUGCUCAUUUGAACACAGUACUACUGUUCCAGACUCAAAUUGAUAGGUUCUGCAGGAAUUCCAAAUUAUUUUUCAGCUAUUCUAUACACUAGGCUGGAAGAUUCACCAAGAGAUUUUGCUUUGUGAUGCAUUUAUUGCAUAGCUACUAUAUGACCCUAUCACAGGCAAUGUUUAAACCAAUGAUAAUAUAUCAAAACUGGAGUUGUAGUGAAAGCCAAAUUUAACUGAUUUAUUUUCAAAAGCAACUUUUAUAGGAUUUGAAUUCUGCAUUUAAAAGUGAAGAAAAGCUCCUACUUUGUAAGAGCUUCUCCUGCCCCGCAUUUUGAUCUCAAUAGCCAAAGAUCUCCAGUGCUGAAGUUGCCUACUUUGUAUGAACAAGUCUUAUUAAAAGGCUACAAAUUCAGUUUGUAAACUUGGUAGAUGAGCCUAAAUGUUUACAAUGCCUUUUGAGUUUUAUAUUUGCUUAGCAUAAAAAACAAAAUAUAUUUUUCUCCAUUCCCCUGCCCAAAAGAGAUUAUGUAAAGGUGCAAAUUUCCAAUGAUGAAUGUAACUGUAUUGUAUACCUAAAAUGUACCAAUAAAAUUAAUUUAAGAAAACCCCCAAAGGCCCCCUCAAAAUAUAAAGCAGUUGGUGCUCCAGAAAUAGAAGAGAGUCGUCAGCACACUUUCUGAAAAGCCCUCAGAUAUUUUUAAAUGGUAGUUAAGUCCUGGAGCUUUUCAUGUCCAAUGUGUAGAGGCCUAUUUGCCAGUUUCAUUAGCUUUCCUAGAUUCAGGCUUUUUAACCUCUCAGGUGAGUAUGGAUUUAAAAAAUUACGUACUGAAUACUUAGUUAAUAGUGUCAUUCCUUUCAUUUAAAAUUCUUUCCCACAAGAUGAUUGGUGUACUUCACUGAAAGAAAAGAAUCCCUACUUUUGAAAGUAUUGCCUCAGUUUCCACAUUAAUUCAAUGGCAGCUUGUACAGCAGUGGUCCCAUCAGAAGACUUAGGCUAGCUCAAUCUCUGAUGUUUAAGAAACACCAAGAAAA